AAAAUGUCUAAAGGUCCGCAACAUUUCAUUGAUGAGGCUGCAAAAGCGAAUGAUGACGAAGACCCGUUUUCUGAAACAAGAAGAAAAAACAUUGCCGAACGUCAAAGUCAAUACCAAAUGCGUGCACGAAAGCGACCAAUCUCCCCUGAGAGAGCUGAUAUGUUUGUUGAUCAGACGCCUGAUUUGCGUGACAGAACUUACGCCAAAAUUAUGCAAGAACAGUUGCUGACUGCCGAAAAGGAAAAAAUUGAAAAAGAAUUGGUCGACAAGCAUCAAUCUGGCGAAUUAAAAAUUAACAGGCAAUCUAAAGUUUUUGGCCCUGAAGCUACUCCAACUGAAAAUAUUGAAAACACACCUUCACAGGCGCCAAGGAAGAAAAGAAUUGCUUUGAGUGGACAUGCUAUUACUGCUGAUAAAACACCAAACGUUGCCCAAUGGGAUGAAACUCCAGCACAUAUUUCUGCAUUAGACUCAACUCCAUCAACAGAUAAACAAUGGGAUGCCACACCUUCACAAACACCUCGUCGCAAUCGUUGGGAUGAAACUCCAAAGGAAUCUGUUCGGGAUGGAGGAAUGACACCUGGAUGGGGCUCGGAAACACCCAGAGACAUAAAAAUGGACUUGAGUGAAAGAGCAGAGGAAACCCCCGGCGCUUCAAAGAGACGUUCUCGUUGGGACCUUACUCCAUCACAAACACCGUCAGAAACUCCAAUGGCCGGGAUUGACGCAACUCCAACACAUUUUACACCAAAAAUCAUGCAGAAUGGAGGAAUGACUCCUUCAAUGCUAACUCCUGGAGGAACAACACCAAUUGGAACCCCAGCAAUGGGAAUGAAGACGCCGGCUGUUCCGUUCAUUCCAAUGACUCCAGAACAGGCAGCAAUUUAUAAAUGGGAGAAGGAAGUAGAUGAUCGGAAUCGUCCAUUGUCAGAUGAAGAAUUGGAUGCUUUAAUGCCGCCUGGUUUUAAAAUUCUGGCACCUCCAUCUGGUUAUGCCCCAAUUCGAACACCAACAAGAAAAUUAUUGGCAACACCUACACCAAUGUCUGGGAUCGGCGGUUUCAUGAUCCCCCCAACACCAGAAAGAGGAGGUGCUGGGGCAGAUAAAGGAGUUGGAGGAAUAAUAGAUACUCAACCAAAAGAUCCAGAAUUGCCAGCACUUAAACCUGAAGAUAUUCAAUAUUUUGACAAGCUUUUGCAGGAUGUAGAUGAAAGUCAAUUAACAAAAGCAGAAAGAAAUGAACGUGAAAUAAUGGGUUAUUUAUUAAAAAUAAAGAAUGGAAUGCCUUCACAACGAAAAUCUGGAUUGAGGAAAAUAACAGAAAAUGCUCGUCGUUUGGGCGCUGGACCUUUAUUUAAUCAAAUUUUGCCACUUUUAAUGUCUCCAACACUUGAAGACCAAGAAAGACAUUUAAUGGUUAAAGUUAUUGAUAGAAUUUUAUACAAACUUGAUGACUUGGUUCGACCAUAUGUUCACAAAAUUUUAGUGGUAAUUGAACCGCUUUUGAUUGAUGAAGAUUAUUAUGCUCGUGUUGAAGGCAGAGAAAUAAUUUCAAAUUUGGCUAAAGCCGCUGGACUGGCAACAAUGAUCUCAACAAUGCGUCCUGACAUUGACAAUGUGGAUGAAUAUGUUAGGAACACAACAGCCCGUGCUUUUGCAGUUGUAGCCUCAGCUUUGGGAAUACCUGCACUUUUACCUUUUUUGAAGGCUGUUUGUAAAAGUAAAAAGAGUUGGCAGGCUAGACAUACAGGUUUGUGUUUGUAUAUUUUUAAUAAAUUGGGGACAUUGAGAGGUAAGUCUUUAGCCCUUGGCAGGCAUCGAUCCUCCGACAGCUAUUCUAUCUUCCUGGAUUAAGAUUUCUGUAUGUGAAUAAGAAAUAGUGACCUAGUUUUAGAUACCCUUAGAAUUAGGUACAGUCUCAAUUGCUAGGCGCUUUUGUUCACCAUGUACAGGUUCUCUACAGACUAAAAAAUGCCGGGCUUUUACUUUCUUUUUUUAAGAAAACCCCCACCCACCCCAACAUAGUACCACCCCCCCUCCCCCACUCCAGCCUAGUAAGCCUUUUGAAUGCUAG
Messenger RNA from Meloidogyne enterolobii, 2074 nucleotides. NCBI's taxonomy places the organism in Eukaryota, Metazoa, Nematoda, Chromadorea, Rhabditida, Meloidogynidae. The record is from the annotation of a GenBank genome assembly.